This is a messenger RNA of Odontomachus brunneus, 5027 nucleotides long. RefSeq names its product WD repeat-containing protein 19 (gene Oseg6). Gene Ontology annotation, molecular function: protein binding. The record is from RefSeq and is a predicted model, not a curated record. Lineage: Eukaryota; Metazoa; Arthropoda; Insecta; Hymenoptera; Formicidae. Gene Ontology annotation, biological process: intraciliary retrograde transport; cilium assembly. The transcript has 20 exons. The coding region runs from base 373 to 4497 and encodes 1374 amino acids. Gene Ontology annotation, cellular component: cilium; intraciliary transport particle A.
AUAUGUCUGUCUUUGUUUUUCCUUCAAUUUAGACAAAGAUAGACAUAUGAUUUAACUAUCAGUUAAUUUAUCAAGAAAUUAGAACAAUCGGCUCUUAAUCCAUAGUUUGAUACAAGCCGUGACACCUGUUUAAUAUGGACUUUUUACACUAGUGCAGAAAGUUCAUAUAAAAAGAAUAAAUCGUCUACUUGUUAUCGCGAAAGCAACGCAAACGUAAACAAUAUGGCCGAUGUACGAAGUACGUCGGUACAAGAAAACGGCACAGCUUAAUAAAUCAAUAUUUAAGCUAUGUGCCGUAAUACUAUAUAGAUAUGUUAUUUAAAUGCGCGAAUUGACCAAUUUUCCUUUCAGAACCAAGUUUCUUUCAUCGCAAUGUCGUCUGAAAAGGUCCUUUAUCGACUAGAGCAGCCUCAUGGUUCUGGCAAUAUUUAUAUUGCUUGGCGUCCUGGAAAUAGCACGCACCUAGCUACUACAGGUUGUGAUUUAACAGUUGCCAUUUUUGAUAGACAAGGUGAUAUCCAAGAACGAAUAUCAAUCCCUGGAUUAUGUACUGGCUUUGGUUGGGACUCAGAUGGAGAUUUGUUGGCGGUAAUAGCGCAAAAUUCGUCAUCUAUAAUUUUAUGGGAUGCAACAACUGGAAAGAGGUCCCAGAUAGAUGCAGGUGUAAGAGAUGGAUUGAGCUGUAUGAUGUGGGCGAAGAAGACUUGUCUAUUAGCAGUAGGCACACAAAAGGGGAAUUUGGUACUUUACGAUCACAUAAAUGCAAAACGAAUACCUAUUUUGGGAAAGCAUAAAAAACGUAUUGUAUGUGGUGCAUGGUCAGCAGAUGGUCUUCUUGCUUUGGCAAGUGAAGAUAAAGUUCUAACCAUCAGCACAACUGAAGGGGAUACGCGUCGUGAAAUAACUCUCCAAGGUGAUCCGUCUCAUAUACAAUUUAGUGAAAUGAAAAUGGACCAUAGGAUAGGUGGUGAAAAUACGGUAUCCCUCAUUGUUAGCAAGACAACGUUAUUCUUGUACAAUAUUUUGGACCCAGAGAAUCCUAUUGAACUGGCUUUUCAGAAACGUUAUGGCUCUAUCGUAACUUAUAAAUGGUAUGGAGAUGGUUACAUAUUAGUAGGCUUCGAAGCUGGAUUCUUUAUAGCCAUAUCGACGCAUAUCAAAGAAGUGGGCCAGGAGUUGUUUCAAGUGAAGAAUCACAGAGACUCUCUGACUGAUAUCGCGUUGAGCAAGGCGGUAGGAAAGGUAGCCACUUGCGGCGAUAACACGAUCAAAGUACACAGCUUGCAGAAUCUAGAGGAGACUGAGACGCUAAUCUCAGUAACCAGCGAAAGUGGAGUCAGCAAUAUCGAUUGGUCAACGGACGGAACGAUGCUGGCGGUGGUCACUUAUAUCGGCAAUAUUUUGAUCUACUUGAUAGAGAUUCCGAAGUUGACUAGCGUUUGCGGCAACCGAAUAGCAUUGUUAACGAGUCUGAUGGAAGUGGCUGUACAUCUUUACACAUUAGACAAGGAAUCACUCUUUCAGGAUAAACCUAGUCCACAAAUAAUCAACACCAUAAUAGAACCGUCGAUAUUAGCAGUGGGUCCAAUGCACGUGGCGGUAGGAUUGAACAAUAGAGCACUCUUCUGGGACUUGUCUAUAAGUCAUUACGACAAGAUACAUUUUGAGAGAGACUAUUUGGCUACGAUAGAUAGCAUGCGUUUGAACGAAACAUACGUGUCGGCGCUAUUCGACGGGAAACUACAGUUACAUACGAUUAAAUCGGAUCAGACGCUAAUAAAUGAUGGUAAAGAUACCAAAAUGUUUCCGGAUUUGAGCUCUACUCACAGUAGAGUAACGUGUCAUGCUCUUUGCUCGGAUUUCUUGGUUUACGGUAAUGACAUGGGUCAUAUUGUCUACUUUUAUCUGGAGACAUUCAAUCAGUGUACCGAAUUUAUGCACAACAACGGCAUAAAGGAAUUAUAUUUGGAUGCGAACGGAACGCAGCUGUGUUUUAUCGACAAUAAAUCGGACGUUUAUAUAUUCGAUCCGAUAAACGAAGCAGCCAUUGCAGUACCUGACUGUCCUGAUAACAUCGAUGGUAUUCUUUGGGAUCAGAACAUAUUCGAACGUGCUAUAUUUGCGAUAUACAAUAAAAGCAGUAUUGUGACAUACAUUUUUGUUAAGUAUUUUGUCGAAGGUACCAAAGUGAUACAGAUAAACACAACCAAGUUGCCAUCGGAAUCGGUGCCUUUAUUGAUGUACUCGGGGGAAGUAACGUUAAGUACGAUGGGUAGCAAGUUAAUACAAAUAACAUUAACUUCUCACGAAGAAGUAGGAAAUAUCGUGGAAUCCAAAAAGAUCAACGAGAUUUUGAACAAUCAGAUUCUGUGCAGACGCUUUCAACAGGCAUGGAACACUUGUGAAAAAUUAAAUGAGAAAGAUACCUGGCUAAAACUGGGACGAAGCGCUAUUGCGAAUUUGAAUAUUGAAUUCGCUAUUCGUGUAUAUCGACAAAUAGAAGAUGCUUCAAUGGUGUGGACGUUGCAACAUAUGGAAAAUGUAGACGAACUAGCACUGCUGUGUGGUCACGCUUGUAUAUUACUGGGAGAUUAUAAUGAAGCUGAAAAGUAUUUCCUACAAUCUUCUGAGCCCGUACAGGGCUUGUACUUGAGAAGAGACUUGAUGCAAUGGGAGCAAGCAUUAAGUCUGGCGCAAAAAUUGAAGCCUGAUGAAAUUCCUUUUAUCGCCAGAGAAUAUGCCCAACAAUUAGAAUUCACCGGAAAUUACCCAAAAGCUUUAACAAAUUAUGAACGCGGUCUGGUUGACUAUAACACUUCGUCCACUUUGGUGGCGCAAAAUCCCCAUCAUCGGAAUCAAUGUCUAGCGGGGAUAGCGAGGAUGUCUAUAAGAUGCGGUGAUAGCAGAAAAGGUGUCGGAAUAGCGAUGGAUCACGAGAGCUCGAGACUGUUACGAAAGGAGUGCGCCGAGAUUCUAGAAUCGAUGAAGCAAUUUAGCGAAGCCGCGCUGUUGUAUGAAAGAGCUGAAUAUUUUGACAAAGCCGCUUCCGCGUAUAUAAAAUUGAAGAACUGGCAUAAAGUGGGUCAGCUUUUGCCGCAAAUAUCAUCGGCAAAAAUUAACAUACAAUAUGCCAAGGCCAAAGAGUCUGAAGGAAAGUACGACGAAGCUGCGAAAGCAUAUGAAACUGCUAAGGAUUAUGAUAAUAUAAUCAGAAUCAAUCUGGAACACUUAAAUAAUCCUGCUCGUAGCGUCGAAGUUGUUCAGCAAACGAAAAGUAUAGAAGGUGCGAAAAUGGUUGCGAAAUAUUUCCAAAGGAUGAACGAUUACAAUGCAGCUAUUAAAUUCUUAAUUCUGUCUAACUGUCACGACGAAGCCUUUCAAUUGGCUAAUCAACAUGGCAAGAUGGAAUUGUACGGAGAGAUCUUGGUGAAUACGAUCGAAGAUACCAAUGUUCGUAAGGAAGAUUUUAAAAGUCUCGCGAUGCACUUCGAGUCUCAGAAGAAUAAUCUUUUAGCUGGAAAAUAUUAUUUCCACGCCAAAGAAUAUCAGAAAGCUCUGCGACAUCUACUAAAAGCCGCUCAACUGGUGCCGGACGACGAUAGAGCGAUUACUUAUGCCAUAGACGCUGUCGCAUCUUCUAAAGACGACAAAUUAGCUAAUCAAUUAAUAGACUUUUUGUUGGGCGGGGAUGGAUUGCCAAAAGAUCCGAAGUAUCUUUUCCGCUUGUACAUGGCUAAGAAACAGUAUAAAGAAGCAGCUAAAACGGCGAUCAUCAUCGCGAAUGAAGAACAAAUUAAUGGAAAUUAUAGAAACGCUCACGACGUCCUGUUUGGAAUGUAUCAAGAGCUGAAGAGAAAUAAAAUUACUAUACCAUUAGAAAUGCAAACUAAUCUAAGACUCUUGCAUUCUUAUAUUCUAGUAAGGUUACACGUGAAGAGAAGUGACCACUUGCGAGGUGCCCGGAUGCUAAUACGAGUAGCAAACAACAUAUCAAAGUUCCCAUCACAUAUCGUACCAAUAUUAACUUCGACUGUAAUAGAAUGCCAUAGGGCGGGUUUGAAAAGCGCGGCUUUCAAUUUUGCUGCUAUGUUAAUGCGCCCCGAGUAUCGAGGACAAGUCGACGCGAAAUAUAGCAAGAAGAUUGAAGCGAUCGUGAGGAAACCACCACGAGCGAAAGAUGUCGAGAACGAAGAUGAACCUCUCACUCCAUGCCCAUACUGUAAGAGCAGAGUUCCUGAGACUGAAGUAACCUGUGAUAAAUGCAAGAAUACCAUACCUUUCUGUAUUGCGACGGGACGACAUGUCGUAGAGGAUGACUUUACAGCGUGUCCUCAAUGUGAUUUUCCUGCCAUUAGAAGUGAAUUUCUAAGAAUCGUUGAAUCUGAAGAAACUUGUCCAAUGUGCUCAGAGAGAGUUGGGUCAGAGGCUGUAUCAUCCAUUACUGAUAUCCAUCCAUAUCUUGACUUUCAAGAAGAUAAGACCAUCAUAAAGGCAUAAUUUUUACAUAUUAGACAUAGAGAGAGUACAUAUACAAGUACAUAUAUUAAUGUACAAAAAAUGAAUUUAUAGUUUAACUUACACAAACUAGGAAACAAUUAGCUAUAUAGAUAUCCAUAUCUUUAUUGCACAUAUCAAAUGUGCCUUCUUUAAUUGUGUGCCUUAGGUAAGUGAAUAUGAUAUACACACGCACACGAUCAAAGGAUAAUAUUUCGUACAGUAAUUCAAAGUAGUGUAAAGUAAUUUGAAGUAGUAACAAGUUGCGUUCAGCGAAAAAAAAAACAAUCAGUGAGCAGUCAGUGAUUAUUGAUCUUUACUGUUAAAUCUAAACCAAUUAUGUUGACGAAUUACUCAAUGUAAUGUUCGCUGAACGCACCUGUAGUAUGUAGAAUGUUUCGAUCGAUUCGUAAAUGAAUGCGACUCGUAUGAAGCGACAGUAUUCUCAAUGCAAACGGUGCCGUCCAUUAUGAGUACAAUUUAUUAGAGUACAAGAUGACUAGAGGUAUAUAUAAUCUUAUUUUAUAUAUAUA